Talpa occidentalis (Iberian mole) is the source of this 2033-nucleotide messenger RNA. RefSeq names its product golgi associated RAB2 interactor 1B (gene GARIN1B). Gene Ontology annotation, cellular component: nucleus. NCBI's taxonomy places the organism in Eukaryota, Metazoa, Chordata, Mammalia, Eulipotyphla, Talpidae. The transcript is spliced from 10 exons. The coding region runs from base 450 to 1490 and encodes 346 amino acids. The record is from RefSeq and is a predicted model, not a curated record.
UUUACAGACAUGAUGGCAGGAGCUGCAGCAACCACCUUAGAACCCAGAGAUGGAAGCCAUGUGAGGAGAAUGGCAGUACCAGCUUAGGACUCCCUACUUUUGGAUUACUGUGAAAUAUAGUAGCUAGAGAAUCAAGCUAAGUACCAAGAAAUAACCAGAGAAAUCCAGAAAGUGGGACAUUCUGUAGGACAACCGAAUUACUUCGACUAGAAAAUGUGAACCACAGGAUGUGAUUCCUGACCCCUUCUUUGGGGAAUGUUACCAAGGAGAGCAUUUUUCCCACAUGGUAAACAAAAGAAAAGGAAGACUGCCUGCUGGGUUUUCAUGAUGUCAUCCAUUCAUCAUUGUGAGCUGAUGGGUGGUCUCAGGCUUGGCCAGCUGCCCAAGGCCGGGAAGGAAGAGCGAGACCCCAGGACAAAACUGCAGCAGGCCCCUGAGCAUGUGCGGAAAUGUUGCCAUCAGCUCCACAUAGAAAGACUUGGUGGAAAUUGAAGAAGACAGUAAAAGUCACACAGUCCUUUCCAAUCGUCCCUUCCCUGGAUGCCUGGGAAGAAUUCAGGGGCCUCUUUCCUGUGGAUGGGGAGCCAAACCCUGGAGUGGGCCUGGGUGUGGAGGAGGGACUACUCUGCCAGAUGGUUCAUUCUCCAGAAUUCAACCUGUUUCCUGACUCAGUGGUGUUUGAAAGCAACUUUGUCCAGGUCAAAAAGAGCAGGAACUGGAUAGACAUCUACAAAGCCUCCAACACCAUAGCCCUCGGGGUGACCUCCUCUGUGCCCUGCCUGCCCCUUCCCAACGUCCUCCUCAUGGCCAGCGUCAAAUGGCACCAAGGGCAGAGCCAGACAUGGAACAGACCACCUACAGCCCCAAUCAUCAUCCUGAAGAGAAUCCUCCCGUUGAAGUUUGUGGAGCUCCAGGUCUGCGACCACCCUCAGCGCAUCCUGCGGUUGAGGACAGUCACGGAGAAGAUCUACUACCUGAGGCUCCACCCUGACCACCCAGACACCGUUUUCCACUUCUGGAUCCGACUGGUUCAAAUUCUGCAACAGGGCCUGUCCAUCACCACCAAAGACCCCAGGAUCCUCAUCACUCACUGUCUGGUACCCAAGAACAGCAGCAACUCCUUGGAAGACUCUAAGUCAGUACAGAAGAAACUUCCAGUCUCCCAGCCCAGCGAGAGCCUUAUGCAGCUCAUGGCCAAAGGGGAGAGUGAGGCACUCUCUCAGAUUUUUGCCGAUUUGCACCAGCAAGACCAGUUCAGUUCCAGGAGCAGCAAAAAGACAGAGAUCAAAAAGGACAGCUCAGGCCAAGUGAAAGUCACUCCCCGUGAAGACUGCAUACCUUGCACCAGUGACCUCAGUUGGAGGGAUUCGUUCACAUAUGGAGAGUGGGAAAGAGAGAACCCCUCUGGGCCACAGCCCCUCUCCCUCCUCAGCACUCUGGCAGCCUCCACAGGGCCACAGAUGGCCCCACUCAUAGGAAAUUCUAUCUGAGCCACUCUUUCACACUGGGGAGACCUGCGCAGCCCUCACCAAGACCACCCCGCAGCAUUCAGCGUUCUGAGGGUGACUAUCUGGGUGAAGGGGAGGAGAAAGCUGCAACUAAGGAAAAACUAGAAUCAUCUCACACUGGUAGCAUAGCCUGUCCUUGGAGAACCAUUUGGGCCUAUGGCUCCCAGAUGAAAAACAUUAUUCCAGCACGUCUCUGCACGUCCUGCCCACCUCACAUCACUACUCCUCACCUCCGUUCCAUCUCCAGGAUGGGCACGAGAAAACAUGCUCACAGAGCAGCCAGAACCAAGAGAAAAGAAAGGGAAGCAGCGCCAGAGGAGAGGUGGAAGAGCAAGGUGGAGGGAGGAAGUCAGAGAGGAGAGACAGAGAAGUAGAGACAGAUGGAAACAGAAGAGACUUGGGAGACACACUGAAGAGAAAAGAAGAAAUCCACCACUGACAGAUGUCUCACCAAGCUUCUAUUUAUCUAAUUUAAAACUUGAAAGUAAGACCAUAUACCAAACAAGGAAUGUGUUAUUUUCUCUG